AUGUUAGACCCAGCCGCGUUCACGAUAACGACGAUAAUCGCAUUAUCCACGUGCGUAACAGUGACCCAUAGUGCAGCAGACAACGUGUUUCCUGAGUACAUCAAAGUGUUGCCCAGUCCAUUGGUUUGCCUUUUGGACGGUUGCAUUAUCGGAACUACACGAAGUGCACUGGAAGGUUAUCAAUUUGAGGCGUUCUUUGGGAUUCCGUACGCCAAGCCUCCGCUGGGAAAAUUACGUUUUAAAGAUCCAGUGCAAGUAGAAUCGUGGGUCGGCAAUUACGAUGCCACUUUUGAACGAAGCAAGUGCAUACAGAAAAAUGACGCCCGUCCCCAAUCAUUGGUAGAGGGAAGUGAAGAUUGUUUAUAUCUGAACUUGUACCGACCUCUUCAUAUAGGUGAGAAACUUCCGGUGAUUGUCUACAUUCACGGCGGAAGUUAUGCUUCUGGUUCGGCAUCCUUUGCGGAGUACGGCCCUGAACGAUUGAUGGAUACUAAAAAGGUUUUAGUGGUGGUGAUUCAGUAUCGCCUUGGAGUGUUUGGAUUUCUUUCCACCGAUGAUAUUUCUUCUCCUGGAAAUUACGGGCUGAAAGACCAAAGUAUGGCAAUGCGCUGGGUGCAGAGAAAUAUUAAAAAGUUUGGAGGCGAUCCGAAUCGAGUCACACUGGUUGGCCAAAGUGCCGGUGGUGCUGCAGUACAAAUGCACAUGAUGUCCCAUUUAAGCCGAGGUACGUUUCAACAGGCUGUGAGCAUGAGUGGAACAGCGUUAGCGUAUUGGAAUUACAACAUUGAUCAAGCAAGGGUUGCAAGGCGUCAGGCUGCAGUUUUGGGUAUUCCUGCGGCUUAUAAAAUGUCCACAGAAAAGUUGGUGGAAACUCUACGCUGGGUAGACGCCGUUGAGUUGGGCAAGAGCAUCGAUCGACUAAAAUAUUUCUAUGUUCAUCCAACUGCUUUAUAUCAACCAGUCAUGGAACGCCAUUUGACAAACGGUACGUUUCUCAGCGAAGACCCACAAGCACUUUGGUCUGCAGGAAAAUUCCAGCAAAUUCCGUGGAUAACCGGUACGGUUCCAAAUGAUGGCGCAGCUGAUUCUCUUGGAAUAAUUACAAAUGUUACGCUUUUAAAGCAGCUUAAUGAAAUGUCGAGGAAAUAUAUUCCUCGCUUGGCAGGCGGAGAUGACAAUGCCAAGGCAACCCAAAUGCUUAAGAAUCGGUUCUUCCAGGACGGAACAGACGAUCGCUGGCUGACUGCAAACAAUUUUCUACAUUUACAAGAUCUCCUCACCGAGUCUACCAUAACUUACCCCACGGCACGAAGUGUGAAGCAGCAUUUGGCGUUGAAAAAAAACAACAAGUCCCCGAUAGGAGUGUACUACUUUAAUUUCAAGGGCCGCUACUCGCAGUCAUAUUCCUACAGCUACACGACCAAAGACUUCGGCGUGUGUCAUUCCGACGAACUGCUUUAUCUGUUCAGAAACACCGCAGUGGGAGCGGAUUUCCCCAGCGGUUCACCGGAGGCGAUCAUGGCAAGAAGUUUUGUUGAAUAUUUUGUAAAAAUUGCUUAUGAAGGAAUUCCCGGUCCAACGUGUAGAAACAAAGAUUGCCAAAUAUUAGAGUUUACCAACUCUGAGAAUCCAAAAGCACCAGUAGUGUUAAGCUUAGUAAAUGGAUUCAACGAAGACAUGUACAAGUUUUGGCAAAAAUAUUACAGUUUACAAGGAAUUUGAAUAACAACGUAUCGUAAGGGAGGAAGAUUUGCCAUAUUUCAAUAAUCGUCGUGCUUGUGAUACGCCAUCAGUAAGGGUAAGAUUUGAAGUCAAAACGUACUUAACAUAAACA
Messenger RNA from Culex quinquefasciatus (southern house mosquito), 1834 nucleotides. Its product is annotated as venom carboxylesterase-6. The record is from RefSeq and is a predicted model, not a curated record. Lineage: Eukaryota; Metazoa; Arthropoda; Insecta; Diptera; Culicidae. Gene Ontology annotation, molecular function: hydrolase activity.